Messenger RNA from Exaiptasia diaphana, 1786 nucleotides. RefSeq names its product neuronal membrane glycoprotein M6-a. Lineage: Eukaryota; Metazoa; Cnidaria; Anthozoa; Actiniaria; Aiptasiidae. The transcript has 6 exons. Gene Ontology annotation, cellular component: plasma membrane. Bases 116 to 1210 code for a protein of 364 amino acids. Gene Ontology annotation, biological process: neuron projection development. The record is from RefSeq and is a predicted model, not a curated record.
CAGGUGGCCUGGGAGAAAGUUUGGGAGGUGUUUGCUUGGCAAGCCGCUMACACAGCAAACUAGAAAAACCUCGGGAACUUUGCAGCAAAUCUUUUCAUCCAAAUAAGCUGCAAAGAUGGUUCAGUUGGGAGGAAUUAAGCUACAGGCUCCUAUCGACCUACCGAUAAACAUGCCUUUUGAUACGUCAAAAAUACCAGAUCUUGAUCAGAUAAAAGAGACUUUGAAAGAUCCGAAAAAGUUGUUUGUAAAGAAUCUUGUAAAGCUUGGUUGGACUAAAACUCAAUGCUUACGCCUGCGCCAGAGUUAUGUUUGUUCUAGGUCUUGUCUCCAAUGUGUACGUAUUUGCUUAUCACGUAUUCCUAUCAUCUCAUUGGCUGCUACAUUAUUCUUAAUCAUUGGCUACACGGGCUUCAGUGUGGGACUAUAUGAAGCUGUAUUUCAUCUAAACAAAUGGCUUAAAAUGGACGUCAUUACCAAUACCAGGAAGUACAUCAUGUACCUUGGAAUAUUUCUUGGUUCGUUGUCUGGUCUUGCUUUACUUCAUGGAUUUGCAGCAACUGGAAGAACAAGGUACACCUUUUACUCGGGAUGGAAAUCCAAAUGCUGUGGUCGUUGCUGUAUUCUCUCGCUAUUUUUCGGUCACUCACUGAUAUGGUUAAUAUGGACAAUCAUCGGUCCAGUCCUACUCUUCCCACUAAUCUUCAUGGGGAUUGGGUUCGCCGUUUGCCAAGUGAAACUCGUCAAGCAACUUGGCAAGACGUGUAUCGAGUUCGAGGAAUACGGCGUUGCUGACCUAGUUAACGUAGAUAAAGUGUGUGGAUAUGAACUAGCAGAAUUCUGUUCUGGUAUAAGCCCUGCAACGCCGUAUUUUGCUGUGACAUUCGUUGGAGCUAUAUUUAUCAUUAUUGGUGUGUUCAUCAUGCUAGUCGCUUUAAUCGUAAACUUACUUCAAGUACACAAGCAUCAAAAAGAAAACCUGCCAUCAGAAUGGUCAACAUGUAAAGCAUGUUGUCGUGUCGAAGACCCAGAGAAGUACGACGACUGUUGGCCGGAGCCACCUGUCGAAGAGGUUCAAGUAUCAAUGAGAGAGAAACUCAGGCUCAAUCAGAAGACACAAGAAGAAGACGAACCGAACCCACACGGACAACAAGAAUGGUCGUAUAUUUAUGAUUUUGAGAAAGAAACAGCGUAUGUUGGUAAAAAAUACUAGAAGGCUUCCACGCAGACCAAAUUUGGUUCGCACUUUAAUAAUACGCAUGCGUAGUUAAGACCAGGUGUUUGUUUUACUCCAUAAGAGAGAACAUUUGUCAAAGAUGUAUUGAAAUGGAAGGGUCAGUCCCUCAAUGGUCAGACCCUCAAUGGUCAUCCCCUCAAAUCGUUGGUGAAUGAUUUAACUUUCCGUGUAUUUUCUGUGCGAAAAAUUCGAGAAAAACGUUCAAAAGUCUAUGCAUGCAUUUUAGUCAUAAACAAACUUGCUACACCAACAAUGAUCAAAGAUACGGACUAGGCAUUUGGAGAUGAAAACAUUUGUUUGCGCAGUACACUUGGCGCAACAUAACAACCUUGAGUCUAAUAUUUUCUCUUAGCUUUGAGAAUCUUUGUUUUGUUUUGAAGAAGAUCUGUUACGGGCUGUUUUCAAUUAAAAAUAUAUCAUUAUUUCUCGGAACAAAAUCUGCAAAAGAAAUAAGCAAAAACAGCACAAGAUGGAAAUGGAAUAAUCCUGAUAAACAAUAAAUUCUACAAGAUGUCCUUCUCCCGUGUCAGAGAAAAAAAUCUCGCAAAGGUU